AUGAGCGGUAGAAACAGUUUUAAUUACCUAUUUGCAAAACGUAUUGCUCAUCUUCUUCAUAUUUUCUUACCACUCUCUCGUCUUUCAUUAAAUUCUUAUAAGGAGGGUAUCUAUGCACAUCCAUUGGUACUUAUUUUUCUACUAUUAGCCAACGAGAUCGGUCUCCAGUUUGUGAUCUAUUUCGUCGGCUUACUUCCAUCGCAAUUCUAUGUUGAAUUGAUCAAAGCACCUGACCAACGAAACUUUUCUCUGUUUCGUUGGUUAGUUAUUCGAGCAUUCGGUCUAGUUAUUUUAAAUGCAUUUUUCAAAUCUUUGUCAACGUUUCUCUCAUCGGUACUCUAUGUCAAAUGGCGAAUGAGACUUGUUCUUUAUCUACAUUCCAUUUAUUUCACUAAACAACGAUAUUAUCAUUUAUUGAAUACAACACAACAGAACCACAAUCGAUCGGAUCAUGAUCAAGCAAGCGUCUAUGAAAAUCAGACAGUACAAACUACUGAUAUCGAUGACAAUGAUGACGAAUCUGUUGAUGGUAUUUCUCCGACUACUCCUCGUCUAUUAUCCACAACGAAGCCAUUGAUUGAUAAUCCCGAUCAACGUAUAACUCAAGAUGCUGAUGCUCUAUGCCGAUCUCUAUCUGUUAUUCUUCCAAUCGUUCUUAUCUCUCCAUUUACUAUUGUCUACUACACAUAUCGCACAUGGGAAGUAACAGGUUACUAUGGUCCAUUAGUUAUCGUGCUCUACUUUGUGAUUUGGACAGCGAUCAACAAAAUCUUUUUAUCAGCCGUGUCUCGAACAAUCUUCUCUCAAAAUAUUUUCGAAGGUACUUUCCGUUUUCUUCACACUCAAGUGCGAACAUAUAAUGAAUCGAUUGCAUUUUACAAUGGCGGAGCAUUUGAACACAAACGAUUCGAUAAUUAUUUUCUACAAAGUCUUACACCAAUUCUUUACCGCCGAAAUUUCCAAGAACUUUCCCUUAAUUUAUCCAUGAAUCUAUUCGAUUAUAUCGGAAGUAUUUUAAGUUAUCUUCUAUUAGCAUUAGUGAUCUUUGUCUUUCAUUUUUACGAUAAUUUGUCCCCGGCGGCUUUAGUGGAUAAGAUUAGUAAAACGUCGUUUAUGAUUAUGUAUUUGAUAUACCGUUUUAGUCAACUGAAUGAUUUAACUGAUCGCGUCACAGUCAUCGCUGCGAAUACACAUCGUGUGCAAACAUUUGUUGAGUUUAUGAAAAAUAUCGAUACAACAUGGGCAGAGAAAUCCAUCAAUCCGAUCAAUCAACAGAAUGAGAUUCUUUCGAUAAAAAACCUUUCGUAUUCGAUUCCAAACAAACCUAAACAUGUUCUUAUGAAAAAUUUGAAUUUAAUUCUAUAUCAAGGCCAACGAUUGCUCAUCACAGGUGAUAGUGGAGUUGGAAAAACCUCCCUUUUCCGUAUUCUCCACUCCAUAUGGCCGGUAAACAUCCAUGGUGAUUUUUCUUACAACCCAUCUCGUGCCUUUUUACUUCCACAACGUCCGUAUUUCACCAAUCAAUCCAUUCACGAUGAACUUGAAUAUCCGAAUGUGGAGAACGUCCCACUGAUCGCGCGUCAGACAGAAAUUGAACAACUCCUUCAUGACUGGAAUCUUUCUCAUAUUCUCGAUAGUGUAGAAUGCAGUGUAUUUGUGUGUCCAAAAUAUCCUUGGCAAGAUAUCUUAUCGCCCGGUGAAUUACAACGUCUAUCUUUUUUACGAUUGAUUCUUCGUCUUUCGGCUGAUUCAUCGAACCUUAGUCUUAUUUUUCUUGAUGAAAUCACCUCGUCACUUGAUGCACAGAUGGAAACGAAAAUGUACAAUUAUUUGAUCGAAAAAAACUUGACUCUCAUCAGUAUUGGCCAUCGGGAUAGUCUUCGACAAUAUCAUCAAAUCAAAUUGAUAUUAUUUAAGAAUGGCCGAUAUGUGCUCGAAAAUCUUCCCUUAAUAAAUUAA
Molecule: messenger RNA, 1959 nt
Organism: Adineta ricciae
Lineage: Eukaryota; Metazoa; Rotifera; Eurotatoria; Adinetida; Adinetidae
Source: the annotation of a GenBank genome assembly